This is a messenger RNA of Scheffersomyces stipitis CBS 6054, 714 nucleotides long. RefSeq names its product Med20p (gene MED20). The transcript is spliced from 2 exons. The coding region runs from base 1 to 714 and encodes 237 amino acids. NCBI's taxonomy places the organism in Eukaryota, Fungi, Ascomycota, Pichiomycetes, Serinales, Debaryomycetaceae. Gene Ontology annotation, biological process: regulation of transcription by RNA polymerase II. Gene Ontology annotation, molecular function: transcription coregulator activity. The record is from RefSeq and is a predicted model, not a curated record. Gene Ontology annotation, cellular component: mediator complex.
AUGGUCUCUGCCGUAUUGCUCAUCCAGAAGGCUACACCAGAAACCAUUACCCAGUUCCAUGACCAGCUUUCGAACGAGUUGCCUACUUUACGUGGCAAGUGGAACUUCAACUUCAAGAUCUUCAGAAACAAUCCCUACUCGAUUCCCCAGGAGUUGGCAGAAACAGCCACAGUAGCCCCAGAGUCCAAAUGGCUCUACACGUUAUCACCUUCAUAUUUAAGUGAUUCUUCUAUCAGUUUGAUAAACGGGAAGUCGGUGGGUGUGUUCACCAACUUGAUAAAGGAAGAGGCAGGCGAACACGGUCACAGCGUCGAAUUGAGUAUACCCAAUUCCCAUUUACACAAGGGAGCAACCACAGACUUGAACGAUCCGUUCGAUUUUUUCGUCGCUCAGAAGCUCCAAAGUUUAUGGACACAACGUCAGUUGAUAAGAGGUGACGGCGGGCGUAUUUAUGAGUUGGAAAACGGAAACUUGACUAUAAGAACAUCCAACGUCUUUUUACACGGUAACUUCAGAGGCUUAUUGGUGCAAAUAGAAAUCAACCAAAACUUAUGCAACGUUGAUGACGUCUCCAGUUUCGCUUCGACAUUUGAAACAAUAAGAAAUAAGUACGGAAUUCCAGCCGGGGACCUUUCCUGUGAGGUCUUGGACCCGAAGCGUCUCGAUACUUAUGCUGAUUUGAUCUAUCAGUACUCGAAGAUCCUCAACUUCUGA